Messenger RNA from Adineta ricciae, 2961 nucleotides. The record is from the annotation of a GenBank genome assembly. NCBI's taxonomy places the organism in Eukaryota, Metazoa, Rotifera, Eurotatoria, Adinetida, Adinetidae.
AUGCAAAGGAUUCAAAAUGUCCUGCUGAUUUGGUUAGAUGCCAGCUUUGAUGACAAUAAUGAAGAUUGUCAAAACACAAUGAGACAUCUUCGACGUGCUGUUAAUGAUUUAAACACCUAUACAGAUGGUGAAGAAUGCAUUCAAUUCAUCAAAACAAUCAAGGAUCGCAAGGCAUGCAUGAUCAUUUCUGGUUCACUUGGACGGCAUAUUCUACCUCGAGUGCAUCAUCUCUCUGAAGUAGAUUCGAUUUUUAUCUUCUGUGGUAACAAACAACGACACGAGCGAUGGGCAAAAGAUUGGCUAAAGAUCAAGGGAGUUUUUACAGAGAUCAAAUCCAUCUGUGAAUCUCUCAAACAGGCAGCCCAACAAUGUGAACAAAAUGCUAUUUCCAUGAGCUUCGUAGCAUCCGGAAAAAAAUUGGACCAACUAAAUCCGUCUUUUAUGUACACUCAGAUUUUCAAAGAAAUAUUAUCAACCAUCCAAUUCGAAGAUGCACAUAUCCAAGAUUAUGUCAACUAUUGUCGAAAAGAAUUCGCCGACAACGAUCAAGAACUGAAAAAUGUGAAACGACUAGAGAGUAAAUAUCAUCAGAAAUCGCCUAUUUGGUGGUAUACUUUUGACUGUUUCUUGUAUAAAAUGCUCAAUCGUGGGAUCAGACUGAUGGAUGGCGACGUUAUCGUAAGAAUGGGAUUUUUCAUUAAUGAUCUACAUCAACAUAUUGCAUCUGUGCACAAAGAACAACAGAUCAGUGACAUCUUCACAACGUAUCGUGGACAAGGAUUAUCAGAAGGCGACUUUGAAGAAAUGAAGCAAACAAAAGGUGGACUCAUGUCAUUUAACAACUUCUUAUCCACAAGCAAAGAUAGGAAUGUAUCAUUUCAGUUUGCAAAUCCAAGUAGUAGGAAUCCAGAUUUGGUAGCAGUUUUAUUUGUGAUGACAAUCGAUCCAAAACAAUCAACAACAGCAUUUGCUUGGACUCGUGAUCUUAGUGCUAUUCCAGAUGAAGAUGAAGUGCUCUUUUCAAUGCACAGUGUGUUUCGAAUCCAAGAUAUUCAACAAAUCGGUGAAGAUAGCAAACUAUUCCAAGUGAGUUUGACCUUAACGAGUGACGAUGACAAAGAAUUACAUGCACUGACGGAACAAAUACGAGAGGAAAGUUGUCCAGCAGAACAGGGAUGGCAGAGACUGGGAUUCAUACUAUUUAAAUUGGGUCAAUAUCAAAAGGUUGCAGAGAUCUAUGAGACGUUACUCAAUCAAGCAACAACGAAUAGCAAGAAGGCACUAAUUUACCAUAGACUUGCUUUGAUCAAGCAUCGUCAAGGAGAAUAUGAGGAGGCAAUAAGGUUAUACGAAAAUUCAAUUGCCAUUUACGAAAAAAUUCAUUCUCCUCAAGAUCCUACGUUAGCUCAAUCUUACCACAACAUCGGUUCAGUGUAUUUGAGCAUGGGUGACCAUCCAAAAACUCUUUCAUAUUAUGAAAAGAGCCUUGCAAUUCAUCAACAAUCACUUUCUCCAAAUCAUCCUGAUUUGGCUAUAUCUUACAGUGCCAUGGGUGAGAUACAUAGGAAAAUGGGUGACUAUCACAAAGCACUAUCAUAUUGCAAAAAAAGCCUUGCAAUUCAACAACAAUCACUUUCUUCAAAUCAUCCUAAUUUAGCUUCAUCGUACGAGAGCAUCGGUCUGGUGUAUUCCGACAUGGGUGACUACUCAAAAGCACUUCCAUUUUAUGAAAAAGGGCUUGCGAUUCUACAACGAUCACUUCCUACAAAUCAUCUUGAUCUGAGCAUGCCUUACAACAGCAUCGGUCUGGUGUAUUGCGACAUGGGUGAUUAUCACAAAGCUCUUUCAUAUUAUGACAAAAGCCUUGAAAUUCAACAACAAUCACUUUCUUCAAAUCAUCCUGAUUUGGCUAUACCUUACAACAACAUCGGUAAUGUGUAUUGCAUCAUGGGUGAUUAUCACAAAGCUCUUUCAUAUUAUGACAAAAGCCUUGAAAUUCGACAACAAUCACUUUCUCCAAAUCAUCCUGAUUUAGCUUCAUCUUACAACAACAUUGGUGUGGUUUAUUCCGACAUGGGUGACUAUCCAAAAGCACUAUCAUAUUGCGAAAAAAGCCUUGCAAUUCGACAACAAUCAGUUUCUCCAAAUCAUCCUGAUUUAGCUUCAUCUUACUACAGCAUCGGUGAUGUGUGUUUCGCCAUGGGUGACUAUCCAAAAGCUCUUUCAUAUUAUGAAAAGAGCCUUGCAAUUCGACAACAAUCGCUUUCUCGAAAUCAUCCUUCAUUAGCUUCAUCUUACUGCAGCAUCGGUUGGGUGUAUUGCAACAUGGGUGACUAUCCAAAAGCACUAUCAUAUAACGAAAAAGCGCUUACAAUUCGACAACAAUCACUUUCUCCAAACCAUCCUGAUUUAGCUCCAUCUUAUAACAGCAUUGGUUGGGUGUAUUCCAAAAUGGGUGACUAUCCAAAAGCAUUAUCAUACUGCGAAAAAGCUCUUACAAUUCGACAACAAUCACUUUCUCCAAGUCAUCCUGCUUUGGCUAUGUGUUACAACAACAUCGGUUGGGUGUAUAGGAGCACGGGAGAGUAUCUAAAAGCUCUUUCAUAUUAUGAAAAAGCCCUUACAAUUCAACAACAAUCACUUCCUAUAAAUCAUCCUGCUCUGGCUAUGUGUUACAACAACAUCGGUGAGAUUUAUCGAAACAUAGGUAACUUUUUAAACGCAAUAUCAUUUCUUGAAAAAGCCAUUGCAAUUCAGCACCAAUCACUUCCUCCGAAUCACCCUCAUAUAGCUGAAUCUUACAACAAUAUCGGUCUGGUGUAUAAGAACAUGGGUAACUAUUCAAAAGCAGUUUCAUAUUUUGAACAGGCAGUACAAAUCGCGCAACAAUCAUUACCUCCAGGACACGAUGAUCUUCAAAUGUAUAAAGAAAACUUUGAUCGCAUAAAAAACAAGUUUUAA